UCACAAUUAUAAUAGCAAUAGAAUAUUCACACGCAAGCUCUUUUUUCGCCGGUGGAUUUCGUUUAGAUAUUUUAAUCAUCUUCUUUUCAGCUCAAAAAUAAAAAUAAAAAAUAUUGUGUUUGGGAGCGAAGAAAACGUGAAGAGAAAAUUAGGAAAAGUUUUGAUUCAACUUGGAAAGCGCUUAGAAAAUUUCCGUUUCUCUUAGCGAUAUCAUCGCUUAGGUUUUCAUCGCCUGAAAAGCUAACUCAAUCGAAGCUCAUAUCUUCUCUCAUUCAUUCGGCUGAUCGUGAUUGUUUAAUAAAGCACGCACAUACGAGGAUCGUGGACUAGGAAGCGUAGUUUUGUGUUGUUUUGUUUUUAUUUUGUUCAGCAUUUGCUUGUUAUAAGAGCAAAGUAACGAUUUCUGCAACUAUGAGAACUUCAUGGGCGGAUUCUGCUGACAAUUCAGCCAAUGGUUCUGCCAAUACCAAUGCCUCGGCUGGCCCUCCCCGGUCAGCAUAUGUCCCUCCGCAUCUUCGCAAUAAGACAUUGUCCUCCGAGGUUCCAGUGGCAUCACACUCGUCUUCUUUGCCAGCUAAUGACAGCCGUGCAAAUUACGGUGGUCCUGCUCCUCAUGGGGGCAGUUCCUUUAAGCCUGAUCUCGGACGGCAAGGAUAUGGUUCUGGUUUUCAGACUGGUGGUGGCUGGAAUAGUAGAGGGGCAGGGAGGGACCGUGGGAGGCGUGAGGUGAACCCUUUUGAGAAUGAUGAAGCUGCUGAUCAAUCUUUUAGUGAGCAAGAGAACACGGGCAUUAACUUUGACGCCUAUGAUGAUAUCCCUGUGGAGACUAGUGGAGAGAAUGUACCACCACCUGUGAAUACAUUUGCUGAAAUAGAUUUGGGCGAGGCAUUGAAUCAAAAUAUACAGAGAUGCAAGUAUGUCAAGCCAACCCCAGUUCAGAGGUAUGCCAUACCAAUAUCUCUUUCAGGGAGAGAUUUGAUGGCCUGUGCUCAGACAGGAUCAGGAAAGACAGCUGCUUUUUGCUUCCCUAUUAUAAGUGGAAUCAUGCGGAUGCAGUAUGUUCAAAGACCACGUGUAGCACGAACUGCUUUUCCUCUGGCACUUAUCCUCUCCCCUACACGGGAGCUUUCAUGUCAGAUACAUGAUGAGGCCAGAAAGUUUUCUUAUCAAACUGGUGUCAAAGUGGUAGUUGCUUAUGGAGGAGCACCAAUCACCCAACAGUUACGGGAGCUUGAGAGAGGAGUUGAUAUUCUGGUGGCUACUCCAGGAAGAUUGGUAGAUUUGCUUGAGAGGGCUAGGGUGUCAUUGCAGCUGGUAAAGUAUUUGGCUCUUGAUGAGGCAGAUCGGAUGCUAGAUAUGGGUUUUGAGCCUCAAAUAAGAAAAAUAGUUGAACAAAUGGACAUGCCUCCUCCAGGCAUGAGACAGACACUGCUAUUUAGUGCCACAUUUCCCAAAGAAAUACAGAGACUUGCAUCAGAUUUUCUUUCAAAUUAUGUGUUUCUGGCUGUUGGAAGAGUUGGUUCAAGUACUGAUCUAAUUGCUCAAAGAGUAGAAUAUGUGCUUGAGUCAGACAAGAGAAGCCAUCUAAUGGACCUUCUUCAUGCUCAGAGGGAAAAUGGAAUUUAUGGCAAGCAAGGUCUUACAUUGGUUUUUGUGGAAACAAAGAAAGGAGCUGAUGCAUUGGAACACUGCUUGUGUGUUAAUGGAUUUCCUGCAACUAGCAUUCAUGGUGACAGGACACAACAAGAAAGAGAGCUAGCAUUGAGGUCAUUCAAGAGUGGAAACACACCAAUUCUUGUGGCAACGGAUGUUGCGGCACGUGGUCUUGACAUCCCACGGGUAGCACAUGUGGUAAAUUUUGAUCUUCCCAAUGACAUUGAUGAUUAUGUGCACCGGAUAGGAAGAACGGGGAGAGCUGGUAAAAUGGGAUUAGCAACAGCCUUCUUCAAUGACAAUAAUGUGUCGUUGGCUAAACCAUUGGCUGAUCUGAUGCAAGAGUCAAAUCAAGAAGUACCUGCCUGGCUCACCCGUUAUGCAGCAAGGGCGUCUUACGGUGGUGGCAACAGAAAUAGGAGGUCAGGGGGAGCCCGAUUUGGUGGCCGCGAUUUUAGGAAAGAAACAUUUAAUAAAGGAACAGAUUACUAUGGUGGAACCGGUGGAUAUGGCAGUUAUGGUGGAGGAUAUGGUCAAGGUGUGACAAGUGCUUGGGAUUAGAUUAGUGUCACAUCACUGAUUCAUUCUCACGUUGAUUGUAUAUAAAUUUCAGACUUUAAUGAUGAAAAUUUGUCUCUUCUCAACCAUGGUUUGCUAACCAUGCAUUCCUUUCUACUGGAAAUCUUUUGUCAUAGGAAAGAUUUACAAUGGCUUGGUUUUGCUGGUUAGGCAAAUAAGGUUGGGAAAUGCUGCAAAUGGAGAAGAAAAAAUCUGUAUGCAACCCGAAAUUUCUGACUGGAUGACUUGUUAGAGUCUGUAGAAGAGAGAGACGGUGUAAACAGAUUGGAUGGAGACCAAAGGGCAGAUAUUACUGAGUUUAAAUGGUGAGUAUUGCCGUGUUUUGUAUUUUGAUAGGUCCUUAGCCUUUGACAGUCUAAGUCAGGAGUUAUCCCUAAUUAGCAUGCACAUAUUAUUGAUUUGAU
Messenger RNA from Abrus precatorius (Indian licorice), 2636 nucleotides. RefSeq names its product DEAD-box ATP-dependent RNA helicase 37-like. The transcript has 7 exons. The record is from RefSeq and is a predicted model, not a curated record. Gene Ontology annotation, molecular function: RNA binding; ATP binding; RNA helicase activity. NCBI's taxonomy places the organism in Eukaryota, Viridiplantae, Streptophyta, Magnoliopsida, Fabales, Fabaceae. Gene Ontology annotation, cellular component: nucleus. The coding region runs from base 412 to 2214 and encodes 600 amino acids.